Messenger RNA from Puccinia graminis f. sp. tritici CRL 75-36-700-3, 623 nucleotides. RefSeq lists its product as uncharacterized. The record is from RefSeq and is a predicted model, not a curated record. The annotation marks the transcript as partial. The transcript has a single exon. NCBI's taxonomy places the organism in Eukaryota, Fungi, Basidiomycota, Pucciniomycetes, Pucciniales, Pucciniaceae.
GCGCGCACACCAAUCUGCAGUUGGCAUGCGCGAGGGGAGUCGGCUUGCGCUUAUCAACCCCCACCAAAGGGACCACGUUCAACAACCUUGCAGCAUGGCAAAAGCUCUGUUACGCACCAAAAUGGCGAGCCGAACCUCGAGUAGAUCAGCCAUCCACCCCAGUUCCAAUCCCAUCAUCUGACUCAAUCGACCCUGACACUUCUCUUAAUGAGAACACCAUUACCCCAAGCAUGCGUUCAGCAUCUUCAAUUUCUUGUCCAAUUGGGGGGAAGGCCGCUAAAAGACGUCAAAUCAAGAACUACCAACACGAUGAAUUACUCUCUCAAACAAACGAGCUGGCUGAAGUCUCUCAAGAGCAACUGACAGCCUUCAACAAGGGAAACAAUAUCCUCCUGGAAAAAAAUAAAAUCAUGCAGGAAAAGCUUGAAAUAGAACGGAAAAAACUCCAGCUAGAAGAAGAGAAGAUCGCCAUUGAGAAGGAUUAUUGUCAAAGUGAAACCGAGAUGAACGGCUUCAAGAUUCUCUGUGAUGCCGAGGACCUUGAGGAAAAGGAGGCAAAGGAUGUCCUCAAGAUAAUCAAGGAUCAAAUUAAAAACAAGUGGCAUGCAAGAGCUGCCUCAUAA